UUAUUAAAGAUUCUAUCAAGGGAACUUCUAGAAGUUGGGGGCUCUUAUAGCUAAGCAUAAAAUGAUUAUUGGUGAAAUGUAGACUGCAAAGGCGACCACAACAAGAUUGCCGAGUUGCCGUCCGCGAUAGUUGUGUUUUGUACGUAGAGUUAGGAUACUUGUGAUACUGGCGCAAAAAAAGGAAGGUGAAGCAGAUAUUGAAAACACCUGUUUAAAAAAUAUUCCAAAGAACGUUGGCAUGAUCUAAGAAAGACAUCAUGUUUGAACACUGAGUAGUGCAAAGGACAGAAGACUGGUCACAAAGAUAACUGUUUCCAUUAUGGAUUAUUACGACCAUAUUCAACAUAUAGAAGACUUUCUAAAAGGCUUCGUGAACAGGUCCGAGAACCUGUCUGCCGUGGCCGCUUUCAAUCUACACAUGAAACUACCGACAAACGAGACAAACGUCACCGUCUUACAAAGGGACACAACAAGACAUGUCGUGGGUAGCAUCAUUUUAAUCACAGCAUACGCUAUUCUAAUCUGUAUUUCCUUAUUCGGGAACAGUAUAGUGUGUUACGUCAUAAUGCGGAAUAGGAGAAUGUACACCGUGACCAAUUUCUUCAUUGCAAACAUGGCGAUCUCAGAUUUGUUUGUUACGUGUCUGAACGUUCCCUUCACCAUUGCGAGAAAUGUGUUGGAUGAAUGGCCUUUUGGUGACUUCAUUUGCCAUCUGGUGAACUUUUCCUUGAUGAUAUCUGUAUAUGUAUCCACAUUUACGCUCACGGCGAUAGCACUCGAUCGCCAAUACGUACUUCUAUAUCCAUUGAAACCAAGGAUUACAAAACGCACGGGAAUUGUUAUUCUCGUUCUGAUCUGGGUAAUUUCCUUUUUCUUGUCUCUACCCUAUGGAAUUUACACCGAGGUUACCGAAGUCUCUUUCGUGUCUAGAUUUGUAAAAAGAUGCAGAGCAGUGUUUCCAGAACCCAAAGCAGAAUUUGAAAUGACUUUAACACUAACGACCACGAUUAUUCAAUAUUUCAUUCCUCUGACCAUUAUUGGUUUCUCUUACGGACGAAUAGUGAGAAAAUUGUGGCGGAGAACACAUUUGGGAGCAGUAACGCAUUCUCAGCAACGAUCCCAGAACCGGGCCAAGCGUAAAAGCAUAAAACUAUUAAUAACCGUAGUGGUCAUAUUUGCGCUGUGUUGGAUGCCACUAAAUUUAUACCAUAUUCUGACGGAUUUUCAUCCCGACGCCACGGUCUUUCGAUACGACAGUACGGUGUUUUUCGUUUUCCACUGGAUCGCUAUCAGCAGUACUUGUUAUAACCCGUUCGUUUACUGCUGGAUGAACGAAUCAUUCCGUAAAGAGGUAAAUUCCUGUGUUGAUGUUUGCUUCAAGUCUUGCUACUCGUCGUCAUCUAGACGUCGCAGCAGACACGGCGGCUCUUUUAGCGGUUGUGACUUCUUGAAUCGUUGCAGGCGUAAAACCAUGUCUAAAAUUUUGCGCUCAAGCUCAACUUUCAGUACCAUUCCAUAUUCUAACAAAUCAUAUCGGCAACGGGAGUCUACAGACAAAUCCAAGGAUGACAUUCCGUUGUACGAAACAAGCCAGACAAUUGUUUACGAUUUUUCAAACGUCUCGGCCGAUUAAUAAAUGUUUGACUUUAUCAUGCAGAUUAUUGACUAUAAUUUCAGACGCUCUAGUUCCAGCCAUUUAUCUGUCUAUCUUUUAAAAAGAUAUUUUUAUACUAUAUUUCUAGUAUUCCACAAUAUGAUCGUCAUUCACAAGUCUAGCUGAAAUCCAAGUGAAUGUUCUGUUCACUUGUUUUCACUACUUUUGUCUGGUUUGAAAUCUGUAUUUUUUUUCAAAUUUUUUUGAUGUUUUACAUGUUUGUGUGCCGUGCAUAUUUUUCCCUUUUUCUAACAUCUGGAUUUUCUUCUUCAAAGUGCCGAGGGGAAGUUCCACGGGAAGAGUCGUCCAAUUUCAUGAGAGCCAGGCGAUUUUCCAGAUUUCAGAGGGCAUCUUUGAUACAGGGAGAAAAUAUUAGUCCAUCCAUUCUAGAUUUUCAAAAACUUCCUUUAAAA
Molecule: messenger RNA, 2067 nt
Organism: Magallana angulata
Lineage: Eukaryota; Metazoa; Mollusca; Bivalvia; Ostreida; Ostreidae
Product: G-protein coupled receptor 83-like
Exons: 2
Coding region: 320-1633 (437 amino acids)
Biological process (GO): G protein-coupled receptor signaling pathway
Cellular component (GO): plasma membrane; neuron projection
Molecular function (GO): neuropeptide Y receptor activity; neuropeptide binding
Source: RefSeq, a predicted model, not a curated record